Messenger RNA from Striga asiatica, 408 nucleotides. NCBI's taxonomy places the organism in Eukaryota, Viridiplantae, Streptophyta, Magnoliopsida, Lamiales, Orobanchaceae. The record is from the annotation of a GenBank genome assembly.
AUGCCUAGCACCGCGGCAAUUCAGCUCCUUCACGCCGUGAUCGAAGACCACGACUUCUGUCACAUCAUCACGUCGCGCCGCGGCGCCGGGACUUUUAAAUUUCGAAAUCAAGGAACGAAUGUCGAAGAGGAGAGGCAGCACUGGAUAAGUCAUCGGUGCAAGAAACAGUUGUACGCCAUCGAAGACAACGAGGAAGAGCCCGAGGAGAAUGAAUCAAGGUGCCAUGUCAAUGAGGACUUGGAGAUUUCGGUCAAUACAAUAUCGGGGAUGCAUGGGCCGAGAACCACUAAGUUAUCUGCUACAGUUCGAGGACGAUUAAUCGAAGUGUUAGUAGAUACUGGGUCAUCCCACAAUUUUACUAACGCCAUAUUAUCUGACGAGUUGAAGUUGUCGGCAACUAUAGUGUAG